AUGGCUUUGGGCAAGGACACGUGUCCUAUCUUACCUAAGAUUGCCAACAGCUGCACUGAUGAGAGUUCAUAUAAGCCUUCUAAUGAGUAUGCUGGGGUUCAUUUGCCACGAUUUUCAGUAAAGCACGGGAUGAUCCCAAGACGUUAUGUUAUGCCUUGGAAAGAAAAUAUGAAAUUCAGGAACAUGAAUCUGAAGCAUGCAGAAGUGUGUGGGAUCCACGCUGGCCCUUUCGAAGACUCUCUGUUUUUGAAUCACAGCGAAAGGCUUUGUCAUGGGGAAGAUCGAAAAGUUGUCUUAAAGAAAGACCCACCAGAAAUAAAAAUUGCAGAUAUGCCUCUACAUUCACCGCUCUCCAAAUACCAAAGCACUGUGAUUUCCCACGGCGUCAGGAGGCGUCUGGUCUGA
This is a messenger RNA of Puma concolor (puma), 405 nucleotides long. The record is from RefSeq and is a predicted model, not a curated record. NCBI's taxonomy places the organism in Eukaryota, Metazoa, Chordata, Mammalia, Carnivora, Felidae.